AUGAAUUCUACUGAUAUACAAAAUGUACUGAAUAAAUUGGCACCGAUAGCCGCAAUUAAACCGGUGACUUCAACUAAGAGGCAACAAGUAUCUAUCAUUGAUGAUACUUCCGAAAAUGCUAACAUGGAUCCAAUGUAUAUAAACAGAUUUAAUAUGGAUGACGACUUACCAGAUAUUGAUGAUCUGAAGUCUGGUGUAUUAUUCAAACUAGGUAUUCAAGCUAUGGAGAGUCAGGACUUACUCUGUGUGAACAAUGUAGCUCUAUGGCUGGCAUCAUCGACAAAAGGUGGUAGUCCCAUUGAAAACGUUUUAAAUGAUGAUCCAAACUCGUUUUGGCAAAGUGACGGUGGCCAACCUCACACAAUUGAUAUAUACUUCAGUCGCCGUACAGAUAUAAUCCUAUUAGCGUUGUAUUUCUCUUUGGCAUCAGAUGAGUCGUAUACACCAAAGCUAUUCAAAUUAUAUGUUGGACAUAGCCCCUCUGAUGCUGUAUUUUAUAAAAGUUAUCACAUCGAACAUUUGGAUGGAUGGGUAGGUUUAACAUUUAGAGACAAUAGGCCUGACAAUCUUAUGAAGUGUCAAUUCUUAAGACUUGUGUUCCCAAUAAAUCAUGAAAAUGGUAAAGAUACACAUCUAAGAGGAGUACGAAUAUAUUCCCCUCAGGUGAGAAGACAACAAGAAACUUUCUUCCCACCAGAAACAAACGGCAUCGGCAAUUCAAGCUCAUUACAGAGGUUUACAAUUAGAUGA
Molecule: messenger RNA, 750 nt
Organism: Maudiozyma saulgeensis
Lineage: Eukaryota; Fungi; Ascomycota; Saccharomycetes; Saccharomycetales; Saccharomycetaceae
Source: the annotation of a GenBank genome assembly